AUGGAAAAGUUGGUACUGGCGCUGCUUCAUGCUUCUAGAAGGCUGCGCAGAUACUUUACAGGGCACAUAAUCACAGUACUUACCAACUUUCACAUCGGCACAAUAUUGCAAAAACCAGAGACGUCUGGGCGGUUAGCAAAAUGGGCGAUCGAACUGGGGGGCGGGGGGCACAACAUCUUGUAUAGGCCGUGCCCAGCCAUCAAGGGUCAAGUCUUGGCGGAUUUCGUCACAGAAAUCCCAGUGGAAAAAAUCAAAGAUUGCGAGAUUGUGGAGACUCCCGUGAAAGACACAUCUAAUGAGUUGUGGUUACUAUACACUGAUGGGGCAUCAAAUGAGGACGGCGCAGGAGCAGGGUUGCGCCUUGUGAGCCCCGAGAAGCAUGAAUUUACAUACGCCAUCAAGUUGAAUUUCAAGAACACCAACAAUGAGGCGGAAUAUGAGGCAUUCCUGGCAGGCUUACGUCUCGCCAUAAAAAUAGGGGCUCAAAAUCUACAAGCACAUGUCGACUCGCUUUUGAUCGCCAGUCAAAUCAAUGGAGUUUAUGAUGCAAAAGGCGAAGUUAUGGCCUUAUAUUUGGACCAGGCGAAAGAAUUGCUACAACAAUUCAAGUCAUACAAGGUAGUCCAUAUCAAUCGCUCCGAAGACAAACCAGCGGACGCCUUGAGCAAGCUCGCUUCAACUUCCUUUCAACAUCUCGCCAAAGAUGUAAGGAUUGAAGUACUCAAAAAUCCAUCAGUCCUGCUGCACCAGGUAAAUGUGAUUGAAAUAGGGCAGCCAUCUUGGAUGACCCCUAUAAUUCAAUAUCUGCAAGAAGGAAUACUCCCGGAGAGCAAAGCAGAGGCAAGGAAGAUUCAAAACAAGGCCCUGCAUUAUGAGAUGAAUGGUGGCCCGCGCAUGGUUGUCGCGAAGAUUAUGAAUGCUGGUUAUUACUGGCCAGAGAUGCAUGUCGAUGCUCUAAGGGAGUUGCGCAAAUGUGACUCAUGCCAAAGACACUCCCCGAAAACCCUGCGCCCGAAGAACGAUCUUAUCCCUGUAUCCACUGCUUGGCCUUUCCAGCAGUGGGGAAUUGAUAUGGUGGGACCUUUUCCUGAUGCUCCGGGAGUCGUGAAGUUCAUAAUCGUGGUCGUUGAUUAUUUUACUAAGUGGGUGGAGGCCAAAGCUCUCGCCUCAACUACUGCAAUGAUGGUGCACAAGUUUAUCUGGGAGCACAUCAUUUGA
Molecule: messenger RNA, 1218 nt
Organism: Helianthus annuus (common sunflower)
Lineage: Eukaryota; Viridiplantae; Streptophyta; Magnoliopsida; Asterales; Asteraceae
Exons: 2
Coding region: 1-1218 (405 amino acids)
Biological process (GO): DNA integration
Molecular function (GO): nucleic acid binding; RNA-DNA hybrid ribonuclease activity
Source: RefSeq, a predicted model, not a curated record